AUACGCCCGAUUGACCGAGAGGGGUUCGAAACGGCCAUAAUCUGCGCCCUCACUCUCGAGGCCGAUGCUGUUGAAGCUUUGUUCGACCACCACUGGGCAGAUGACGAAGUGCGCUAUGGCAAAGUUCCAGGUGACCCAAACGGCUAUUCGACCGGUGUUAUCGGGCGACACAAUGUUGUCCUUGUUCACAUGUCAAGCAUGGGCAAGUCUGCUGCUGCUAGCGCUGCCAUCGCUUGUCGCAUGAGUUUUCCGAAAAUCAAAAUUGCCAUUCUAGUUGGGGUAUGCGGCGUAGUCCCUGUCAUUCACAACACAGGGGAACCGAUAAACCUGGGCGAUGUCAUCAUCAGCAACGGUGUCAUUCAGUAUGACUUUGGCCGGCAGUAUCCAGACGGAUUUGAGCGAAAAGACACACUUCUUGACUCCUUGGGAAGAGCUAGUCUUGACAUCCGGUCGACCCUCAACAAGGUGCAAAGCCUCCGUGGCAGAAAAGUAUUGCAAAGCAAGAUGACUGGCUAUCUUGAACGCCUUGGCCAGGAAUCCAGACUUUGUGCCAAGUACCCGGCCACUGGAAACAGCAAGCUUCCUGGGCGAUCCCAGCACUAUGUCGAGAAAGUAGCAAACCAGGGGGGAAGAGGCCAAGGCGAGCUAGCAUCUCGUCGUCGUCCAGGCCAGAACUCAGUCCAUGCACCGAAGCCUGCAAUACACUUUGGUCUAAUCGCAUCAGGGGACACAGUGAUGAAGUCGGAGCAAUUGAGGGACGAGAUCGCGAGACGCGAAAAGAUUAUUGCCUUCGAGAUGGAGGGUGCGGCAGUAUGGGAGGCCUUCCCCACCCUGGUGAUCAAAGGAGCGUGUGACUACGCAGACAGCCACAAGACAAAGGAGUUUCAGCGGUACGCCGCAGCAACGGCGGCAGCAUGUACAAGGGCGUUUUUGGAUAGUUGG
Messenger RNA from Fusarium vanettenii 77-13-4, 942 nucleotides. RefSeq lists its product as uncharacterized. Gene Ontology annotation, molecular function: catalytic activity. The transcript has a single exon. NCBI's taxonomy places the organism in Eukaryota, Fungi, Ascomycota, Sordariomycetes, Hypocreales, Nectriaceae. The record is from RefSeq and is a predicted model, not a curated record. The annotation marks the transcript as partial. Gene Ontology annotation, biological process: nucleoside metabolic process.